UCACUCAAAAAAUUAGUGACGUCAAAGGAAACACAGCAUGAGCCAAUAGCGACGCGAGUUGUGUUCAGGUCGCGCUGGGGGAAUGCGACCAAAUUUGGCCUGUUCCUGUGUGCCGAGCAACCCGAGGAUGGCGCGCCCGUCCCGCGUUUUGGAGCGUGUGCUCGCGGCGCUUCUCAGCCGCCGAAGCUGGGCAACCUUAACUGCAGCAAGCACUUCGAGCACCAAGACAGCAAGGCUCCCCAGGAUGGAGUACCAGGACGCCGUGUGCGCGCUGAAUACGCUGCAGACCAACGCCAGUGCACUGGAGCAAGUGCGUCGCGAGCGCGGACACCCCCAGCUUCAGCUGCAGGCCAUGAGGGGCUUCCUCAAGCGGUCGGGCUUGGAGGUGGAGGAGCUGGACAGCCUGAACAUCAUCCACGUUACUGGCACAAAGGGCAAGGGAUCCACAUGUGCAUUCACUGAACGCAUUCUCAGGAAUUAUGGCUUCCGCACUGGAUUCUACAGCUCCCCGCACUUGGUGCAGGUCCGGGAGAGGAUUCGGAUUAACGGCCAGCCAAUCAGCAAAGAGCUGUUCACCAAGUACUUCUGGCAGGUGUAUGGGAAAUUGGACGAGACAAAGGAUGGCCAUGGGGGGAGCAUGCCAGCCUACUUCCGAUUCCUCACCAUCUUAGCCUUCCACGUCUUCUUGCAGGAGAAAGUGGAUCUAGCCGUGAUCGAGGUUGGCAUCGGGGGGGCCUAUGAUUGCACAAACAUAAUCAGGAAGCCUUGGGUGUGUGGAGUCUCCUCCUUGGGAAUUGAUCACACAAGCAUCCUUGGAGACACCAUUGAGAAGAUAGCCUGGCAGAAAGGGGGAAUCUUUAAGCCAGGUGUCCCAGCAUUCACAGUGACGCAGCCUGAUGGGCCCAUGGCUGUACUGCAGGACAGGGCCAUGGAAAUUGGGUGCUCGCUCAGCAUGUGCCCUGACCUGGAGGAGUACCAGCCAGAAGUGGGCCCCCUGCGCCUGGGCUUGGCAGGCAGGCAUCAGCGUUCCAACGCCUCCCUCGCCCUCCAGCUCAGCCGCUGCUGGCUACAGCAUCGCUGCCAGUCUGGUCUGUGUCUCUCAGUGCGUCGUGGCCACUUCCGCCUCCAUGGCUUAUUGCUAAAGAUGACUUGUAUUCUCCCAGGUCACCUGCAGCCCUCGCCUCCUGUAGAGAACGGCAGCAUCUCCCAGGCGUCGUCUUUCCAGCCCAGCACCUUCAUGGUCAAGGGGCUGGAGGACACGGAGUGGCCUGGCCGCACACAGACCCUGCAGCAUGGGCCCCUCACUUACUUUCUGGAUGGGGCUCACACCACUCGUAGCAUCCUAGCCUGCGUGGACUGGUUCCGCGAGGCCGCCGCCCAGCAGGAGCGUGCUGCCGGGGGGCCCGUUGUCAGGGUGUUGCUGUUCAACACCUCAGGAGAACGAGACUCGGGCGCCCUGCUCAAAAUUCUUGCGUCGUGCCACUUCGAUCUCGCGGUGUUCUGUCCCAACAUCACGGAGGCUGCCGCAUCCAGCAGUGCAGACCAGCAGAAUUUCAAUGUGACACUGGAAGGCAUACUGACCCGUUGCCUCGACAACCAGAGAAGCUGGAGGAGUCUGAUAAGGCAGGAUACCAGGCCGGGUACAGAGUUUCUCAUUCCCGGAGGGCUCCCCCUAGUGGUGGAGAGGAAGAUGGCCUCUGCCUUGGUAUUCCCCUGCAUCCUCAGUGCCCUCCGGUGGAUCGCCCAGGGCAGGGACCCUGUGCUGGUCAGCUCCAGUCAGCCAACCUCCAUGGCACCGGCCAAUGCAGCGGAGAAGGCGGAACCUAUGCGCGAGGCAGCCGCUGUCCAUGUACUCAUUACCGGCAGUCUGCACCUGGUGGGCGGGGCUUUGAAACACCUGGAUCCCUCCUCCUCUGCUUAGCCGUGGUUCCCCAAACUCUGCCUCCCUCACCAAGGACCUGAGCACGGGUGUGACUCGAGGCCUGUGUUUGCUCCAUCUUCUGUCUGACUGAGUGCCUUAAAGUACAACAGACUGGGUUUCAGGCCCAGCUUUUAUACUUGAAGUGAUAAUUGUUUACAAACACUAGGGAGAUGUGGUCCUCCUGGUUCUUCUGCGUCUGUUUAUGUAUAUAAGAAGUAUACAUGUACAUUUUUUUUUCUUCUUCACCAGGGAGCAGGUGCAGAGACUGUAAAGGCUGGCGGUUGAAAUCCUAGGUGCAGUAACCUGUAAUAUUGAGAUACAGGUUGAGUGGAUUUUCACUGGUUGUUUGACAAGGAAUGUCAAAUCUGAAGGUGUGCUUUACUUCUGAUUAAAGUAUUUGGGACGGAAAUAAUUUAAAACCACAAAAGGCCCUCUGGAGGACUGCUCAAUCGCAUAAACCUACCAAAACUCUUCUGUUAUUUUUACCAGCAGUGCCUGAAAAAAAAAAAUCCUGAUUUUCUUUUAUUCCGUUAUUCCUUUAUACUGUCCUGUAUGUCUUGUGAUUGUGCCUAACUGUACACAGGAAGCAGCAUUAAAAGGUUCAAUUAAUUUUCUAAAGUGCCCUUCUUAAUAAAGUUGAGAGCACUUUACAUACACAUGUAAAGCACACUGUGCAAGCAGACAAUACCAGAUGGCGGCAGUAGAGCACAACAAAAAGCCGCCUUGUUCCAGUGAUCCAGCUGCAUCUACUGCAGUUGUCAGCCUUCCUGGCACUGGGAUGGCCAGAGGGAAGCAUGAGAGCAAAUGUCAGGGUCAUAAGGAUAGGCAAGAAAGGUUAAAUAUCUUCAAUGUCUUGGUAUUAUUUCAUUAACUGCUUUGUCAUUUAUUUUGGUAUAUUUCUUGUCUGGUGUUGGUGACAUAUACCGAUUUACUGUGUUUAGCAUCAUUUUAUCUAUUUACGUACCUUUUGUACCAAAUAGUAGCCAAACUCAAACUAACAUGCAGCUUCCGUGUCUAGUUUUAAUGGUGGUUCUUGAGUUUAAAGUGGGACUGCAGGCCACAGUUGGGCUGCUCAGGUCCUCAAAGGGCUGCUGCUAUUGUGGUUUUGCAUGUUUCUUGACUGGAAGAAAACUGGCAGGUGCCAUCCACCUAUGCAAUGUAUUCUUAAAUGAGAUCCGAACCUCAAUUGUGCAUCGUUUAGUAUAUAAUGCGCUGAUUUGAUGGCAAGCCGAGGAGCUCUGCAUUGGAUUCAUGACUGAUUCCUCUAAAGGAAUCACUCAUUCUUUAAACUGCAUUUCUGAAUCUUUUCUAAUAGUGGCUACAUUUAGUGAAUAGACAGCAGACUUUAAGACUCACAAUUUUAACUUUCAUUAAGCGAGAAGUUUCUGUUUUCUCAGUUGGCUUCCGUACCACACAUACAUGCUGUUAUUUGAUCUGCUUGCUUGUCAAACCUGUAAAUCUGUGUGCAACUUGUUAAUGCUAAAUGUUGUAACAUUUUAACUGUUUAACAUUUGAAAUGACCCCCUCCCCCCAUACACACAUUUCAUAUUUAUUAUCAUUAUUAUUAUUAUUAGCAACAGCAGCACUUAAGUAUUGUGAUCAAUUGUGAAAAGUAAUCGAAAUUUUUUAACUGAAUGUACCUGGGAAUUUGCCUAAAUAUGAUUAACUUUGAUUAAGUUGCCUUAAAAUGUAGUGACCAUUUUAGAUUCACCUUGUAUACCUGGAGCGAUAUGGAUUCCAUGUGCUGGUGGUGUGUGACUCUGAAGAGUAGGCCACCAUUACUGUGAUUGAAUGGUUGUUCAAAUCCCAGGGCUGGGAGGAUGAUUUUACUGUGGGGCCUCUAAGCAAGGUCCUUAACUUCCAAUGGCUCUAGGAACUGCCUGCCCCUACUUUCUCCAAAAUAUAUGUCGCUUUGGAUAAAAAAUACUGCUAAAUAAACCCUAAUAUAAAUCCUCA
Molecule: messenger RNA, 3877 nt
Organism: Brienomyrus brachyistius
Lineage: Eukaryota; Metazoa; Chordata; Actinopteri; Osteoglossiformes; Mormyridae
Gene: fpgs
Product: folylpolyglutamate synthase
Exons: 14
Coding region: 83-1921 (612 amino acids)
Biological process (GO): tetrahydrofolylpolyglutamate biosynthetic process
Cellular component (GO): cytoplasm; cytosol; mitochondrion
Molecular function (GO): tetrahydrofolylpolyglutamate synthase activity; ATP binding
Source: RefSeq, a predicted model, not a curated record